Molecule: messenger RNA, 393 nt
Organism: Aegilops tauschii subsp. strangulata
Lineage: Eukaryota; Viridiplantae; Streptophyta; Magnoliopsida; Poales; Poaceae
Source: RefSeq, a predicted model, not a curated record
AUGCCGGACCGGGAGCUCAGCGACAUAGGCGACCCUGAGCUAGGGGCGGCCGCGCUGGAGGAGGACGAUGCCACCAGGGGAGGCGGCGGCGGUGCGGGCGGAGCCGCAGGAGGCGGCGUGGUAGGGGAUGUCUGGGGGUGGUCGGACGACGACGAAGGCGGCGACGAGCCACACCAUGCUGCGGGCACCGACAGGACCGCGGCCGGCUCCUCGACAGCGGGGCCGACAUCUGGAGCAGCCGGCUCCUCGAAGCGUCGAGCUGACGUAGGGAUGCCCGGCACCAGGCCGAGCAAGAAGGCCAAGAAGUCCGCCGCCACAACCAAGCGGCAAGAGGACCUGAAGGCAGCCACCUUCCAGAAGAUCCCGAAGCCGCGCCUGACGGUGUCCGCAUAA